Molecule: messenger RNA, 1772 nt
Organism: Rosa rugosa (rugosa rose)
Lineage: Eukaryota; Viridiplantae; Streptophyta; Magnoliopsida; Rosales; Rosaceae
Product: probable apyrase 4
Exons: 5
Coding region: 409-777 (122 amino acids)
Source: RefSeq, a predicted model, not a curated record
UGCGGAUAAGGCCGAUGGAGAGUUCCAGAGACACUGAUCGAGAGAGAGAGAGAGAGAGAGAUAGAGAGUCUGACACUGCCAACUCUGAGAGCGAAGAAACAAUAGGUGCGGCUUAUUUUUGAUUUUUGUGGAUGUUGUAUGCUUAGUAGUUGAUUGAAUACAUAUGCAAGGAUUUCACAUUCAGUCUUCGUCCUUGGUCGCUUUGCUUUCUGUUUGUGAAUUCCGUAUCCGCUUGAUCUGACCGUGUAAUUGAACAUUCUGAGUAUUGUGAGGAAGGCAUAGAAUGAGCCCGCAAAGCAUGUAAAUUUUCCUUUUCCUUUUUACCCUGAACUGAUUUGUAAAUAGUCUGAAGAAUUCGGAGCCUGAGAGACUCUUGCAGCUACUUUCCUUGAAGGCCAUUGAUCUAUCAUGAUGUUGCAAAAAGGAAAAGAAAAAUGUUUCUAUCAACCCUGCAGUAUAGGAUCAACUUUCACACCAAAGCCUCAGGGGAAGUUUCUUGCUACAGAAAAUUUCUUUCACACAUUCAAGAGGAUUGGUCAAAGUGAAAGAAGAGAUAUCAAGCAUUUGAUGAAGAAGCUUUGCUGCAGUAUUGCUUCUCUUCAGCAUAUUCUGUUGCCUUACUUCAGGACAGUCUUGGAAUCUCUUUGGAUGAUGAAAGGGAACAGGAAUAAGGGGAUUGGGUCUAUGCUUUCGGCCAGGGAAGAGAGCAGUCUAUAUGAAUUGAAGAUGAUUUUGUUGUGGAUGAUAAGAUUGUUGCACAUCAUGAGGUGGAACUAGCGAGAAGUUUUUUAAGGAUGGAUUGUCUUUAGUAGGGCUAGGCAGAAACCGACUCGAACUUGAAAAACCGGCCGAUCCGACCAGCAAAAACGGGUCGGAUACCGAACCGAAAUGAAAAAACAACUGAAGAAGACGUAACCGACCCGCACCGUUUUACUUCGGAUCAGAAUUGGGUUUGCCAUUUGCACCGACCGGAUUGAAACCGAUCCACCGAAUUAUUAUUAUUAUAUCUACAUUUCCCCUUUUGUAGUCAACUUGACCAGGUCAAGUAGUAUAUAUACUCUAACCCUAACUCUUUAUUCCAUUUCAGUCACUUUUUUUUUUCUCUGCAGCCGCACUCUCUCUCACCCUCUCAUUCUCGAUUUCUCUCACCAACCCCCUCUAAUCACAACAACCUCACUCAAUCUGUAUUCGACAACAAGAAUUCAAUCUGCAUUUUUGUUUGUGCAUGAUUUAUCGAUCAUCAAUAAGAGUGUCAGGUUUCAUACAAAUCUAUUGGUAAGUUUCUAUUUUUUUAGUAUAAAUUGGGUAUAGAUAUGGGUUUUGAUUGAAUGAAUAUGGUGUUUUCUUUCUAAGAAUUUGGGUUUGAUUUGUAUGCUAUUGACUGAAUGAAUUAUGGAUUUAGUGUUCUGAUUCCGAUAUUGCAUGUCUUCGAUUUAGGCUUUGAAUAUUACGCUAUUGCUUGUGUUCGAUUAAGGAUUUGAUUAUUAGGCUAUUGAGAUCAUGAUCUGAAAUUUUAUGUUCUCAUACUUUUGUAUCUUGAUUUGUAAACUAGGAUCGGUGGUUUUCAGAGGUAUCUGCAGUGGUGUUCAUCUGCCGGAGCCAAGAGAAAUGAAGCUGGGAAUUGAAACACUAUCAUCGAUCAUUUAAUCUUUUGUUGUUUUUGUUUUAAUUAAUUAACUAUGGCACUUUGAUUUAUUUGAUCUGUAAUAAGUUCUUCGGUUCUUGUUAGUUUUCCCAAAUUGGUUAUUGUUCAUAUGAAUUAGGUUGAAGAA